UUUCGAUUAUCAACACAAAUAGUUAUCUGAUCCAUUCCCAAAAUGACCGACACCAUCAUCGCCACCGCUCCGGCACCAGUUGCUGCAUCACCAGUUGUGAAAAAGUCUCCAGCCAAGAAGAAGAUUGCCGGCACAGUCAAAAAGACCGUUGCGCUGCAUCCAACCACCUCCGUGAUGGUCACUUCGGCUAUCAAAGAAUUGAAGGAAAAAAAAGGUUCGUCGUUGCCAGCCAUCAAGAAGUACUUGGCCGCCAACUACAAAGUCGAUCCCGCUAAAUUGGCGCCCUUCAUCAGGAAAUUUUUGAAAGCCGCCGUCGUCAACGGAACUGUAGUCCAGACCAAGGGAAAUGGUGCUUCCGGGCACUUCAAACUUCCCGUAGCCGAGGCCAAACCGAAAAAGACAGUCGUAGCGAAGAAGAAGAAGUCCAUCGUCAAGAAAGUUAAGGCGCCCGGAACCCCGAAAAGAAAACUCACCGCCACCAAGAAAGUGAAGGCCGGCGAACCCGCAGCGAAAAAAGUGAAGAAGGCAGUUGCAGUGCCGACUAAGGCCAAGGCGACGACUAAAACGAAAAAGUCCCCUGCCAAACCGAAGAAGCCUGCUGUUGUCAAACCAAAAGCAGCUCCAAAAGUGAAAAAAGCAGCACCCAUCAAGAAGACGGUUGUCCCCAAAAAGAAGUAAUUAUCGAAAAACAUCAUAAGAACUAUUCAAAAUCUAAUAAAACGGCCCUUUUCAGGGCCACCAAUUUAAUAUAUUCCCAUCUACUAAUGGUGUAACAAUUUCAGAACUGAGAAGAUAUGUGAUUUUACAUAUUAUCCCUAAUAUAAAGGUCAAUUCGUCAGUUAGACUAGGAAAGUAAUGGAAGUUAAUGUAUUGAAUAUUUUUCAAUACUUCUGUUAAAUAACCUUCAAUUUCCCAUAUAAUUUUGAAAGCUUAUAUCGCAACCAUCGAAGGAAUUAAUAAUUUUCCUCGUCGGCAGAGUGAGCGAACAUAUAUUAUGGUAUUACGCGUAUUCUGUGUUGUGGACACCGUCGUGUUGUGUCAUAGUAACCAGCACUGGUUUAAAUGCCGCACGUCCGGCUUGUCUGUGUAUGUAUGGUGGUUUUGGACGAUAGUUAAAUUUUUUGCAAGUUUUGAGCACAUUAAACGGCUCAAUUAAAAAAUGCUCGAAACUCGACAUACAACAAUCAGGCUUAUAUUUGCUAUGCGAUUUUUUAGUGUACACACCGCUCUGAACACGGUGGUCGCCCUUUCAGUCGAGCAAGCAAUUACAACGUUAGAAACGACGCUUGUCUCACCAAAUCAACUUAU
Myzus persicae (green peach aphid) is the source of this 1308-nucleotide messenger RNA. RefSeq names its product histone H1A, sperm-like. The transcript has a single exon. The record is from RefSeq and is a predicted model, not a curated record. Gene Ontology annotation, molecular function: nucleosomal DNA binding; double-stranded DNA binding; structural constituent of chromatin. Gene Ontology annotation, biological process: chromosome condensation; nucleosome assembly; negative regulation of DNA recombination. Gene Ontology annotation, cellular component: nucleus; nucleosome. Bases 43 to 678 code for a protein of 211 amino acids. Lineage: Eukaryota; Metazoa; Arthropoda; Insecta; Hemiptera; Aphididae.